Paramecium octaurelia is the source of this 572-nucleotide messenger RNA. NCBI's taxonomy places the organism in Eukaryota, Ciliophora, Oligohymenophorea, Peniculida, Parameciidae. The record is from the annotation of a GenBank genome assembly.
AUGAAACAAAUUCCCUGCUAUAAAGAUGAAGAGCAAUUUUUAUUUUAUAUCAAAUUAGGAUAAAACUCAACAGAAUAUAUGUGUUUAGAGUGUGCUUAGGAGCUUAAUGAAGGUCCCAAGGAUGCGAGUCAAUAAAAUUUAAUUCGUAUCAAUAAAGUAUCAUUACAUAAUUUUUUUACAAGGUUUUAAAGUCACCUGAACAUUUGCUAUCUAAAUUGAAUUUGAAGCCUACCCUCAAAGAAUUUUUCUCCUAUUUAGAUAAAUAUAAUGAAAAAUCGAUCACAAAAAUAUUUCUGGAUUUUUAAAUAAAAAUAACAAAGCUUUAAAAUACUUUAAAGGACCUUGAGAAAGAAUUAGAAAAAAUUUUGCAUAAUUUCUAGAUAAGAAUUAGAAAAUUAGGGAUAAACUGUUAAAUAUAGAUAAUAAAAUCAUUAAUUUAGAUUAAUUUAAAUAAUUCAUAGAUAAUCUUGAAUAAAUUGGAGAUUCAAUCAACAAUUAAGCAAUUGAAUAAAAUGAAACGGCUCUCCAUUAAUACUUUUCAGAUCUUAAUAAAAAUAAUUGCAAAGAAUUGA